Molecule: messenger RNA, 3352 nt
Organism: Doryrhamphus excisus (bluestripe pipefish)
Lineage: Eukaryota; Metazoa; Chordata; Actinopteri; Syngnathiformes; Syngnathidae
Product: sodium/potassium-transporting ATPase subunit alpha-1
Biological process (GO): proton transmembrane transport; sodium ion export across plasma membrane; potassium ion import across plasma membrane
Cellular component (GO): plasma membrane
Molecular function (GO): ATP hydrolysis activity; P-type sodium:potassium-exchanging transporter activity; ATP binding
Source: RefSeq, a predicted model, not a curated record
CUAUCUUCUCUGCUGGAGCGAGAGAAGACGUAAGGCUUGCUGAGCAAGAGUGAGAGGGUGAGAGAGAGAGGGUGUGGGUGAGAGAGAGCAAGAGGCGGAGUAGGAAGGCUGAAGUUAAAGACAAUUGGAUUGACUGUUCUCAGACUUGCAUUGCAACCAUGGGGCUGGGAAGAGGGAAGGAUGAGUACAAACUGGCGGCAACGUCUGAUGGUGACGACAAGAAAGGCAAGAAGGGCAAAGCCGACAAAAAGAACAUGGACGACCUGAAGAAAGAAGUGGAUUUGGAUGACCAUAAACUCACCUUGGAUGAACUUCAUAGGAAGUAUGGAACCGACCUUGCCAGGGGUCUGUCCUCCUCCAGAGCAAAAGAGAUUCUGGCCCGUGAUGGCCCCAAUGCCCUCACCCCUCCACCCACUACACCUGAGUGGGUCAAGUUUUGCAAACAGCUCUUUGGUGGUUUCUCCAUGCUCCUAUGGAUUGGUGCCGUCCUCUGCUUCCUUGCCUACGGUAUCCAGGCAGCCUAUGAAGACGAACCCGCCAAUGAUAACUUGUACCUUGGCGUUGUGCUGUCUGCUGUUGUCAUCAUCACUGGCUGCUUCUCCUAUUACCAAGAGGCCAAGAGCUCUAAGAUCAUGGAGUCCUUCAAAAAUCUUGUCCCACAGCAAGCUUUGGUUAUCCGUGAUGGGGAGAAGAACAGUAUUAACGCUGAGGAUGUGGUGGCCGGAGACCUGGUUGAGGUGAAAGGUGGUGACAGGAUCCCUGCCGAUCUGCGAAUCAUCUCCGCCCAUGGUUGCAAGGUGGACAACUCCUCUUUGACUGGUGAAUCCGAGCCACAGACCCGUACUCCAGAUUUCUCCAACGACAACCCCCUGGAGACCAGGAACAUUGUUUUCUUCUCUACCAACUGCGUUGAAGGCACAGCCAGAGGAGUCGUCAUCAACACCGGAGACCGCACUGUCAUGGGUCGCAUUGCUACACUGGCUUCCAGUUUGGAAGGCGGCAAGACUCCAAUUGCCAUUGAGAUUGAGCACUUCAUCCACAUAAUCACCGGUGUGGCUGUAUUCCUGGGCGUGUCGUUCUUCAUUCUCUCCCUGAUUCUUGGGUACGGCUGGCUGGAGGCAGUCAUCUUCCUUAUUGGAAUCAUUGUUGCCAAUGUGCCAGAGGGUCUUCUGGCAACUGUCACUGUAUGUCUGACCCUGACUGCUAAGCGUAUGGCCAAGAAGAAUUGCUUGGUGAAAAACCUGGAAGCCGUCGAGACCCUGGGGUCCACCUCCACCAUCUGCUCAGAUAAGACCGGCACCUUGACCCAAAAUAGGAUGACGGUGGCUCACAUGUGGUUCGACAACCAGAUUCACGAGGCAGACACCACUGAGAACCAAAGCGGAACGUCCUUUGACAGGAGCUCCGAUACAUGGGCUGCCCUGGCCAGAAUUGCUGGACUCUGUAACCGAGCUGUCUUCCUCGCGGAGCAGUCCAACGUUCCAAUCCUGAAGAGGGAUGUAGCCGGUGAUGCCUCUGAGGCUGCGUUGCUGAAAUGCAUCGAGUUGUGCUGUGGAUCUGUCAGUGGCAUGCGAGAAAAAUACAGCAAGGUCGCCGAAAUCCCUUUCAACUCUACAAACAAGUACCAGCUUUCCAUUCAUAAGAACUCAACUUCAGGAGAGACCAAACAUCUGCUGGUCAUGAAAGGUGCCCCUGAGAGGAUUUUGGACCGCUGCUCUACCAUCAUGAUGCAGGGCAAGGAACAACCACUGGAUGAGGAGAUGAAAGAUGCUUUCCAGAAUGCCUAUGUUGAGCUCGGAGGACUUGGAGAGAGAGUGCUGGGUUUCUGCCAUUUCAACCUUCCCGAUGACCAGUUCCCGGAGGGCUUUGCCUUUGACACAGACGAGGUGAACUUUCCCACUGAAAAGUUGUGCUUCAUUGGCCUCAUGUCCAUGAUCGACCCCCCUCGUGCUGCCGUGCCAGAUGCUGUUGGCAAAUGCAGAAGCGCUGGAAUCAAGGUUAUUAUGGUAACAGGUGAUCAUCCAAUCACAGCCAAGGCAAUUGCCAAGGGCGUAGGCAUCAUCUCUGAGGGCAAUGAGACGGUUGAAGAUAUUGCGGCUCGCUUAAACGUUCCAGUGUCAGAGGUCAAUCCCAGGGACGCAAAGGCCUGUGUGGUCCAUGGUGGCGAGCUAAAGGAGAUGACCUCAGAUCAUCUUGACGAUAUUCUGAGCCACCACACUGAAAUUGUUUUUGCCAGAACCUCACCCCAGCAGAAACUAAUUAUUGUGGAGGGCUGCCAGCGACAGGGAGCCAUUGUUGCUGUGACUGGUGAUGGUGUCAACGACUCUCCAGCUCUGAAGAAAGCUGACAUUGGUGUCGCCAUGGGGAUUGCUGGAUCUGACGUCUCCAAGCAAGCGGCUGACAUGAUCCUGCUGGAUGACAACUUUGCCUCCAUUGUUACUGGAGUGGAAGAAGGCCGUCUGAUCUUUGACAACUUGAAGAAGUCCAUCGCUUACACACUGACCAGCAACAUCCCUGAGAUUUCACCCUUCCUCCUCUUCAUCAUUGCCAACAUUCCCUUGCCUCUGGGAACCGUCACCAUCCUCUGUAUCGACCUGGGAACUGACAUGGUUCCUGCCAUUUCCCUGGCUUACGAAGCAGCCGAGAGCGACAUCAUGAAGAGACAGCCCAGAAAUCCCAAAACAGACAAACUGGUGAACGAGAGGCUCAUCAGCAUCGCCUACGGACAGAUCGGUAUGAUGCAGGCCACAGCAGGCUUCUUCACAUACUUUGUGAUCCUGGCUGAGAACGGCUUCCUGCCCAUGGACCUGCUAGGCCUUCGAGUGCUCUGGGACAACAAAUAUGUAAACGACCUGGAGGACAGCUACGGGCAGCAGUGGACAUACGAGCGCAGGAAAAUAGUCGAGUUCACCUGCCACACAGCCUUCUUUGCCAGCAUUGUCAUUGUGCAGUGGGCUGAUCUGAUCAUCUGCAAGACGAGGAGGAACUCCAUCCUGCAGCAGGGCAUGAAGAACCGCAUCCUUAUCUUUGGACUGUUUGAGGAGACUGCCCUGGCUGCCUUCCUAUCAUACUGCCCUGGAAUGGAUGUUGCCCUCAGAAUGUAUCCUCUCAAGCCAUGCUGGUGGUUCUGUGCCUUCCCAUACUCACUGCUCAUCUUCCUGUACGAUGAGGCCAGAAGAUACAUCCUCAGACGCAACCCAGGAGGUUGGGUGGAGCAGGAGACGUACUACUGAUUUGCGAAAGGACAUUAUUCACUGCCAUGUUACAUACUUGGACAUACGUCAGACGUUGAAAUCAUGGAUAAAGUAACAUCUUGAUCAACAUGUCAAUAAAGCAUUGCCCAACUAUUAAA